CGCCUCCGAACAGUGAGUGGUUUUUCGGGUUCAUCCGACUUCUGUCGGCCGCUCUGAGUUUACUGUAUUGUAAAAAGCUGCUGCUGCGAAUCGGUAGAGGAGGAGUAGGAGGAGGAAGGGGCGUCUGAGUAGCCAAAAUUCUCCCCUGAUAGUGAACACAUCCGGAGUCCCGACGAUCGUAAUUUAAAAAUCACAUUGUCUUUUUAGGAAACAGAGUUUUAGAUGUAUAUAUUUUAAGAUUAAUUUAUGUCAUUUCGCUUAGUUUAUGCUUUACGUUAACACGCUGGGAGGGCAGAAAUGGCGGCCAACAUGUACCGGGUCGGAGAUUAUGUCUUCUUUGAAAAUUCCUCCAGUAACCCUUACCUGAUCCGUCGGAUAGAAGAACUCAACAAGACCGCCAGUGGGAAUGUCGAGGCCAAGGUGGUUUGCUUCUACAGAAGGAGAGACAUCUCUCACAGCCUCAUCCAGCUCGCAGAUAAACACGCAAAGGAGUUGGAAGAAGAGAAGGAGAACCCAACAGAGACCGAGCUCACAGACAAACAGAAACACCAGCUUCGUCACAGAGAGCUCUUCCUCUCCCGACAGUAUGAGAGUCUACCUGCGACACACAUCAGGGGGAAGUGCAGCGUCGCGUUAUUGAACGAGACCGAAGCCGUUCUUUCAUACCUUGACAAAGAGGACACUUUCUUCUACUCGCUGGUGUACGACCCGACUCAGAAGACCCUGCUGGCCGAUAAGGGAGAGAUCCGAGUGGGACCGCGCUUUCAGGCAGACGUACCUGAAAUGUUGCAGGAGGGAGAGGCAGAUGACAGGGACCAGUCCAAACUGGAAGAGAAGCUCUGGAAUCCAGAGUGUCCUCUGACUGACAAACAGAUAGAUCAGUUCCUAGUGGUGGCCCGAGCGGUUGGGACCUUUGCCCGAGCGCUGGACUGCAGCAGUUCAGUUCGACAACCAAGCUUGCACAUGAGCGCAGCUGCGGCCUCUCGUGACAUCACACUGUUCCACGCGAUGGACACGCUGCAUCGUCACAACUACGACCUGUCCAGCGCUCUGAGCGUUCUGGUCCCGGCGGGCGGCCCGGUGCUCUGCAGGGAUGAGAUGGAGGAGUGGAGCGCCUCGGAAGCGGCCAUGUUUGAAGAGGCUUUGGAGAAAUAUGGAAAAGACUUCAACGACAUCCGACAAGACUUUCUGCCAUGGAAGUCCCUGACCAGCAUCAUAGAGUACUACUACAUGUGGAAGACCACAGACAGAUAUGUGCAACAGAAGAGACUGAAGGCAGCUGAGGCAGAAAGCAAGCUAAAGCAGGUUUAUAUCCCCACAUACAACAAACCCAACCCCAACCAGAUCUCGAUGACCAACGGUAAGAUGGCGACUGUGAACGGAGCGGGCCCCGGGGCCUUCCACGCAGCGGGAGGCGGCCGAGCCUGCGAGAGCUGCUACACCAUGCAGUCGGCCCAGUGGUACUCCUGGGGGCCUCCCAACAUGCAGUGCCGCCUGUGCGUUUCCUGCUGGAUGUACUGGAAGAAGUACGGCGGUCUGAAGAUGCCAAGCAGAGCCGAGGCCCCAGAGGAGAGGACCUCCCCCACUCCUGCAACCAAUGAGUCCCGCUCCAGGAGUCACGUUCCCCGCCAGUCCAACCACAUGGUACCGAUGAGGAACAGCGGCAGCCCCAAGUCCUCCAUGAAGACCAAGCAAGCCUUCCUCCUGCAGGCCACCCGCCUCACCAAACUGGCUCGGCACAUGUGCCGGGACAUCAUCAGGCUGCGCCGCGCUGCGCGCCGGCCGUUUGUCCCCAUUAACUGUGGGGCCAUAAAGGCGGAGUACAUGUUAAGGGUGUCAGAAGGGCAGGGGACCCGGCUACCCAAAACCAGAGCGGCCCAAAGGAGCACUCUGACCAGCGUCCUGCAGUUUCUAGAGUCCCGGCCCAUGGCCCACGCCCCUCGCUCCCACCGCACCCCAGGCCUGCAGACGCCUCCGCCUCGCCGCCUCCUCUCCUCUCUCCCGCACGGACCCCACGGCAUGCUGGGAAAACGCAGCUACCACCACCACAGCAGGGCUGACCCAGAGAGGCGUUCAGAGAACCCUGGUUCAACAGGAGGACCUCUCAUCCACAACGGCCGCAGCAGCAGCAGCGGAAACACCAGAGGGGGAGUAAUGAUUCGCAAGAGACGCCCCAACUGGAUCGAUGCUCCCGAUGACAGCUUCUUCCUCGUUACCCGGGAGACCAGGAGGGCGCGACGGCUGCUGUCCCGCUCCCAGCUGAGGCACGCCUGUCGACAGCCCUGCGAGCAAAUCACCCUGCGCAGGGUCUCCCACGGACCCCCGCAGGGGCUGGUCCUGGCCCCUCCACACCCACACCCCAGCUUGAGGAUGCGGGGCCCCAUCGUCAUCCACGAUUGAUCAGUCAAACUUCGGACUUUCAGACCUCCACGCUGCAUCUGCACACCUGUUCUUUGAAUACAUCCUCAGUUCUAUGGAAGCUAAAAACGCAGUUUUAACCCAACAACACGACUAAACACGCUGUUUGGCAACAGAGGGAUCCGUUGAUGAGCCUUGAUGCAAUAGAAACACAAGCCUGACUGAUAACUGCUUCCUGUCUUUGACUCCCUUAGGAAUUUGCUCCUACGUAUUCAUGCAGGCGAGUCUCAAUAAAUUAGAACGUCACAGAAAGGUUAUUUUAUGACAAUAAUUUGAUUCAAAAGGAUUCAAAAGGCCAAUAUACAGCUCUGGAAAAAAAUGUAGAGCCCAUUGCACUGAACCCCAGUAAAAACCUCAUCGUUCUUCCACCAAAUAUUGAUUUCUGAACUCUUCCUGAGUUCAAUCAUUCGCAUUGUUGUUUCUAAAUUAACAAAAACUUGUUUUCUUUUUUUGUCCAUUUCUCAUAUUCUGCAAAAAAUACAAAAUUUUUGUUGGAAUUCCAGAGAUAUGUUGUCAAUAGUUCAUAAAAUAAAAGAAGAUUGCUCAUUUUUCUCAAACACAAAAACUGAAAUCAGAGAGGCGGGUCUUUUAAUUUUUUCCACUGCUGUAUAUUUAAUAGAUUCAAUAUGCACACGAUGACAUAUUUAAAGCAUUUGUUUCUGUUCAUAUUCAGAAUUUUGGCUUUUUUACCUUCCACUCAACUUUUAGAUGAUAUGCUUGACCGGAUGUAGUUUUGAAGAUUAAAAUUUUUAUUCUCUCCUUAAAUGUGAAUUUUACAAAAAUUACACCAAAAUGUUAUGUUAUGAUGGAAAACUCCUGACUCUUUGUUAGCUAGACCCUCUGAAGCUGGCUGUUCAGAGCGUUAUAUCCCAGCAUUUAAAUGGAAAGUUGAGUGGAAGGAAAAACUAUAAUAGCUGAAACCCAUAGUCAUUAAAAUUCACAUAAAUAAUUGCUUGAAAUAUAUUUCUGUUCACAAUUAAUCUGUGAUUCAACUUACUUUUGGAGUCAAUUUAUUACACUGAAUGACUUUUUGAUGUUUUGAUUUAUUGAGAUGCAUCUGUGUGCUGUAUAUGAGUGCAUGUGAGUGUGUGACUGAGAGCGUGUGUUUCCCAGUGACAUAAGGGAAUCUGUGUGCUGUUCCUGUUUUUAAUGGCUGGACAUAACAACACGACUCUGUGCGAUCUUUUGUUUUCAUGGUGAAUUCUUGUGAAGUUUCAUCAGCUUGUAUAAAGUUAUUUUAGGACGGGGAGUGGGAGGGUAGAUAAAGACG
Molecule: messenger RNA, 3688 nt
Organism: Gambusia affinis (western mosquitofish)
Lineage: Eukaryota; Metazoa; Chordata; Actinopteri; Cyprinodontiformes; Poeciliidae
Gene: mta3
Product: metastasis associated 1 family, member 3
Exons: 19
Coding region: 298-2400 (700 amino acids)
Biological process (GO): negative regulation of transcription by RNA polymerase II
Cellular component (GO): NuRD complex; nucleoplasm
Molecular function (GO): sequence-specific DNA binding; histone deacetylase binding; chromatin binding
Source: RefSeq, a predicted model, not a curated record